UCAGACAUUUGGUCAUGGACUGGAUUAACGUCCCACGACCUCAUUCGUCAAAACGCAGUGAGCACCAUUCAAUAGAGGUUAAAUGUAUCCGAAAUUUGGGAAAUGGAAUAUGACGGAAAUGGACAGUAGGAAUGGGUCAUUUAACAAUGGCAUAUGAAUUAAGAUACAGUACAAACAAAUGGAAUUACUGAAUGUGAUCCCCGGUGAGGAGAAGGGAGCGAUCUCUGAAUUCCAUUUUCUUGGUUUGUUCUGGGCGCCACUCUGUCAACUAAGUACUCUUCAUUUGCAGGCCCUUUAAUUUGGUUUACAAAGUUCCCAGUGACACUAGGCUUUGGCAUCAUUCAAAUAUGUUUUAAGCACAAUUGCCCCUCAAAUCAAGUUAUCCAUAUGUAGUUGCUUAUUAAAGACUCAGGGAGAAGCUUCUUUUAUAGCUAUUUUGUUCCACAAAAGUGGAAUCUGAACUGGCUGUAGAGAUAAUAUCCUUAUUUUUAGUCUUGCAACUACCUUAAUGGCAUUGUUUUCCCUCGCUUGUUCAUUUAUUAUUUAUGUUUGUACAUAUCCAUGACCCAUCUUCAACAUAAGUCUUUUGAUUUUAUUGUUAUAUAGAUUUCCUUUUCCACCACGUAUUCCCAAAAUGGUAACUGCAGUAUAUAUCAGCAAUGCGGGGCAACUAGUAGGGGACACCCUGGAGUGGUCACCCGUCAUGUAUAGACAAAGUACAACCCACACACUCGCACGGCUACAGACAAUAUAGAAUAAUCAAUAAACCUCUGUUGUUUUUCAGGCUGUGGGAGGGAAUUUGAAUGCUUUGAUUGGAGCUUCAUUCAGGACUCUAAUGGCCCUGCUUUUUCAUAAUCUUAAAGUAAUUUGAUUUCCAUUUUAACUAGAAAUGCAAGCUUCCGUCUAUUCCCAACACAGUGACAAAGUAUCAUGAAAAAAAAAAAAAUCAGGAAUCCUGGUUCCAGAUGGUGCUUGAUCUGGAUCACUCCCAAAAAAAAUAAAAUAUACAAAAUAAUAAAUAGAAUUAAAUGUGUUCCUUAUCCCAGUUCACAUUUUAUCCUAGUUUGCUCAUCAAAUUUCACUUCAAUAAAUCGUGCUUUAUUUAAUUUCCUUUUGAUGCAAUGUCUCACCUGUGGGUUCCUUGAAUUGUAUUUAAAUGUAAGAAAUCAAUACUGCAGUAAAUACAGCACUCCAACACGUUCAUCAUCGCUGUGACGCAAACAAGAUUACGCGGAAUCUCGCGGGAAUAAAUCGGACGUGAUUUGGCUUUGGGGAGGGAGGGUUUCAUGGAGAGCAGGCGAGACAAAACAAAAGGCACACAUUUCAACCAAGAGGCGCUGGUCGCUCUGUGAUUGUUUCCCCCCUUUUUUUUUUACUACAUUCAAUAUUUUAUUAUUAUUAUUUUUUGUAUUAUCUAUUUAAGAGACCGGCGACAGAGGUUUUGCACCAUGCCUAGUAGCACGUCUUUGCUGGAGGCCGACGAGGGAGAGUCCGAAGUCCCAGCACCGUUAGUGCACGCGUUCGCCGGUAUGGGCCUCGAAGAGCACAUCGGAACCCAAAGCCAGAACAUCGAACAAACCGACGAAAGCCUCCCAUUCCACCGCCACCGAACGGCCCCUCAAUUCAGUAUCCUCGGUACGGUUCUGGACUUGAAGCCCCUACCGAGACAUCGGACGUCCUCGGGGGAUGAAGCUAUGAUGACUGCAGCGCCUGAAGACGAGGAGCCAGAUGUUGUAGCCUCCUCCUCUGGCUGCACAGGUAGUUCGCUGCUCGCACAGGCCCACCGCCACCAGAACCUCCCGCCGGGCUCCGGGGGCUCCGUUAUUCCACCCGGGAUGGAGCAGAUCGAGACCGUGUUAUUGUACAACGGAGACGAUUUGGAUGACGUCGGAGUCGGCGGCAGCAUGGCACCGGCGGCUGGCGGCUUGGCGAUGCUUCCUCCCGGCGUCUUCGAGGGGGAAUCUUCGCUCAUGGCUCGGCGGAAGAGCGUCAACACGACCGAGUGUGUGGCCGUGCCGAGCUCCGAACAUGUCGCUGAGAUUGUGGGAAGGCAGGGCUGUAAGAUUAAGGCGCUUCGAGCCAAAACCAACACCUACAUUAAGACUCCAGUCAGGGGAGAGCAGCCCGUCUUUGUUGUAACGGGGCGUAAGGAAGAUGUGGCCAUGGCCAAGAGAGAGAUCCUCUCUGCUGCCGAACACUUCUCCCUCAUCAGAGCCUCCCGGAACAAAGCGGGGUCUCUUUCUACCGUGUCCAGUCCGGGGAUACCGACCCUACCUGGUCAGACAACCAUUCAGGUGCGAGUUCCCUACCGUGUUGUGGGGCUGGUUGUUGGUCCUAAAGGUGCAACCAUCAAGCGUAUUCAGCAGCAGACCCACACCUACAUUGUGACCCCCAGUCGUGACAAGGAGCCGGUGUUUGAAGUCACCGGGAUGCCGGAGAAUGUAGACCGGGCAAGGGAAGAGAUCGAGGCCCACAUUGCACUCCGCACCGGAUCCUGUGGUGGCAUCGAAGCCCCCGGUGUCGACAACAACGAUUUCCAGUUUAACGGGACGGAUGUCAGCUUUGAAAACUCCUCGUCGGCGGGGUUGGGCGAGCAGGGCUGGAUCCAGGCUGGCGUCUCCACUCUGAGUGGUGGUGGCCUGCUGCCAGUGAGCAUCAACGGUACUCAGCGAAUCAAUAGCAAUAUCAACACUGGUGUCCGGAUGUCUUCCACCUACCGCAACGACAGCUCCAGCUCCCUGGGCAGUGGCUCCAGCUCCACUGAUUCCUUCUACGGCAAUGGAAACCAGCUGGCAGAUUUUAGCCCCACCGGCCCUUUUAACGCCAAUUCUAAUAACAACAACAACAGCAAUGGGGGCAACACCAGCUUCUGGUUUGGAGAAAGCCUGCCGCCUCUGGGAUCCGAAGAGCUGACCAGCUUGGGAGGAGGGGGCGGCUCCUCCUCAGGAUUCGACCCACUGACCAUCUCCACUGCCCCUGCCUCACACUCCGCUGCCCCGCCACACAUCUGGAGCCCCUUUGUGGACCACCAAACCAUUCAGGGCUUCGAUGCUCCUGCGUCUCAGACGAGUCAGCCGGGAACCCCCCGACUGUCCCCGACCUUCUCUGGCACAGAAGCCUUGGAGCAUCCUCAGGCCCAGCAUGUUCAGCGGGGGACCUUUGGCUCUGCGGGGACCCACAUCAACCACCGGCUACCCUCCUACUGCUCAGCCUUCUCCUCCUCCAGUGAGAGCACCACAUCCUCCUCCUCCCCUCCCGAGUCCACCCUCUCGUACCGCCUGGGGCUCGGGUCAGCGGGAAGAGCACAGGAGAUCUGUAUCCACUGUAUGGAUAACCAGGUGAUCGCGGCCUUGGUUCCCUGUGGCCAUAACCUCUUCUGUCUCGAUUGUGCCACCCAAAUAUGCCAGAGUGCUGAUGCCGUGUGCCCUGUGUGCCUGUCCCCGGUCACACAGGCCAUCCAGCUGCGCAACAUGUGACUUGAUCGAGCCUGGAUCACUGAAGAGGGAUCGGCCUUCCCACAUCUAUAUAUUGUGCAGGGAAAUUACAAAUGGUCCCAAAAUCAGAUCGGUCCACACUGAUGGUUCAUGGAAGAGGAGGGGGAUGUAUUUAGGUCAUGGUCUUGGGUGUUUACCUGCUCAUGUGCCUGCGAUUGUGAAGUCUUCUUUGAUUGGUUGAUAGAUGGAUUGAUCUAUCGAUGGGAGGGUCAGAAACCCUGUAUGUAGCAGUGGGUGGGGUGGGAUCUCGCUCUUUCUCUCUCUCUAUAUAUAUAUAUUUUCGCCCACGUAAAACACGAACUCAUCUCCGUUCGCCUACCUAUAUUUGUUUUAUUUUUUUAUAUUUGGACAAAUUGCGUUAUUCUUUCUUUCAUCUUAAUGAACUUCAAACAUAUUUUACAUACUUAAAAAUUGUCCAGUGCUAAAGUUGUAGCCCCGCCUCUUUUGUUUUGUUUUGCUCAAGGCACGAGCGAGCCAGUAAAGUGAGCAUGUUUACACGUGAGACCCACACACUAAAAUGUACAUAUGUUCUCAUACUAACCGUAUAAUAUUUACGAUACGAUAGUGGAUGGAUUUACAGUAUAUUGUACACAUGCUUCAUUAUAUCUAGCUCAAUAUUUCGGGACAUAGAUCAAAGGCGAUUAGCUUUACCCAUUUAAAAAAAAAAAAAAGCACCGCAUUGGCUGCGAGAUUUUUUUAAGAAACAUUUUUGCUAAGAUUUAUUUUGCUAAUUUUUACAGAGAAGAUUAUUUGUGACAUUAAAACAAAUUACGGCAAGGAUUGUAAACUUUCUAUAUGGAACACACCAUCUUACAACGCCACAGCCCAGCGCCGGCCUUAACCGUGAAUAGCAUGUUGCUUUGUUCAUAACUAGGUUGCGAUGAAAAGUAACGUCACACUAUCAGAUGCAAGUCAUUUUAACCUGUAGCCAUAGCUGCGUCUUACAACAUUACAGUUUGUUGUCGUCAUGACAACUUCAUUACAAACAUGUCCUUUUAAAGUUUUAAAUCUUUUUUUUUUUUAAUGGUGGAAAAAAGAGCACAACGUGGAUGUUACAUAACGGUAUUACAAAACAACGCUGCUCCUCCAAGUCUCAAUCGAUCAAUUUAGCAGAGCAGCGACAGAUACACUUCGGCUCGGUGCUGAACUGGCCUUAAAAACCAAAACACAUUGUCGCACUCACAUUUCCAGACUAAAAAAAAAUCAAACAUAUUAGUUUAUUGUGAAAUUAUGACUCCUGAACGGUGGUGGCCGCUUUAGGAAACGUGUCGCCACUGAAGAUGAAGGGAACAGGAGGGACUGAGGUUUAUGGCUGAGAGUCUGGAGUUGCAACACCAAAGUUGGAGAACUACUAAGUUACCGAUAAGUUAAUGUGUAAGGCAACCAACUUUAGCAAGAGUGAGGAUGAGAUGAAAUCCACUUCAGCUGAACUGGACUUGAUCAGGUAGCAGCAUGCAGCAGUUACCAAACUGGGUGCUACUGAUGAUAGUAUAUUUACUUCCCUUAAUCUUACCUAUCUCGCUCACUAACUUUAUACAACGCCCAUGAUGGGAAUGCAGCUGACUUCCAUUGGGUCAAACUGGGAUGGUAGUCUUGUAGUUGAUUUUAAUAUCUUCUUUUCUUUUCCAAACUGAGGGAGAAGUUUUAUUCACUUUUAUCAAGUCUUUCAAACUCACGAGAGGUUUUAGUUUCUGAUUUUAAGACGAACUUUGCAACUUGAGAAAGAAACAGUAACCCUCUCUAUUCCUUCUUGAAUCACUGUUGCGCUUUUUUUUUUCCCAACAAA
Synchiropus splendidus (mandarinfish) is the source of this 5280-nucleotide messenger RNA. RefSeq names its product RNA-binding protein MEX3B-like. Gene Ontology annotation, molecular function: RNA binding. The record is from RefSeq and is a predicted model, not a curated record. The transcript is spliced from 5 exons. Lineage: Eukaryota; Metazoa; Chordata; Actinopteri; Syngnathiformes; Callionymidae. Bases 1449 to 3476 code for a protein of 675 amino acids.